Messenger RNA from Paramacrobiotus metropolitanus, 1904 nucleotides. Its product is annotated as creatine kinase B-type-like. Gene Ontology annotation, molecular function: creatine kinase activity. The record is from RefSeq and is a predicted model, not a curated record. Gene Ontology annotation, biological process: phosphocreatine biosynthetic process. The coding region runs from base 443 to 1675 and encodes 410 amino acids. Lineage: Eukaryota; Metazoa; Tardigrada; Eutardigrada; Parachela; Macrobiotidae. The transcript has 6 exons.
UAUGCCUUUCUAGUAGCAUUCUAGCUAUUAAUCUUUUUAUCAUUAUUACAAGGACGCAGUGGCAGUGAAGCUUUGCUUUCGUGAAAAUAAUUUCGUUUCUCCGUAUUUUAUCGUAGAUUAAAUCAUUAUAACUGUAUGCGAAUAUUAAUAUUUUUCUGUCAUUUUGUGGUGUCUUUGGUACUAUGUCGAGACUUCUUUUUACGCUGUCGAAGCAGAUCAGACAUUCAAACUGCAAAGAAUUUGCAGACUUGCUCCGGUUGUGACAGAUCGAGCCCAAAUUCUGGAAAUGGGUUAUCAUUGAAGCGUAAUUCUUGAUACCACGUGUUUCUGGUUGUAGAGAGAGAGACCAUCUGUUUUUUAGAGAAAAAUUUGUGUUUUUGUUUGUUUCCGUUGUGGGGGUUACUCAGUACUGUAGUGCUUGGUGUGCACUGUGCAGGGCAGAAUGAAUCUUUUCCGUCAUCUUUUUCGCUACGGUCCGCAUGUUGGGGCUGCUCUGGGAGCAGCAUCUGUCGUUACGAUUGUAUCGAAAUCUCUUCACAAACAAGCGGACUGCAGCUACAAUCCGACCCAUCCUUCCAGCAAGCGGUAUUCUGCAUCAGAAGCAUACCCGGAUCUUUCUAAGCAUGAAAACAUAAUGGCCAAAACCUUAACACCCCGUCUGUAUGCAAUGCUACGCGAUCGCCAGACAGAAAUAGGGAUUACCCUGGAUCAGUGCAUCCAGGUUGGCGUGGACAAUCCAGGACAUCCUCUCAUACGAACGGUUGGGAUCUUUGCUGGCGAUGAAGAAUCCUACUCUGUGUUUGCUGAAUUGUUUGAUCCUAUCAUUCAGGAACGUCAUAGCGGAUAUAAACCUAGUGAUAAACAUACGACAGAUCUUUCUCCAGCGAAGCUCCGCGGAGGUAAUCUGGAUCCUGAUUAUGUGUUAUCAUGUAGAAUAAGAACUUGCCGAAAUAUUCGGGGAUUUAGUCUACCUCCAACCUGUACACGUGCCGAGCGCCGUCAUAUUGAGAAAAUCGUUGUGCGCUCCUGCAAAAGCCUCGGUGGAAACCUAAAAGGAAGAUAUUUUAAUUUGAAAGAUAUCCCGGAUGAAGAGUUAGCAUUAAUGAUAGCGGAAGGCACUGGUUUUGACCGCCCAUCAUCUUAUUACUGCACAUCUUCCAUUGGAAGAGAUUGGCCGGAUGCCCGUGGCAUAUUCUACAACUAUGAUAAAAACCUGUUUGUUUUUGUAAAUGAAUGUGAAGAUCAGAUGAAGCUAAUAGCGGUCCAGCCAGGCGGCAACAUGAAGGAAACAUUCGAGAGAUUUUGUCAGGCGCUGGAAUCUAUGGAGAAAAAUUUGCACAGCGACGGCUUUGCCUGGAUGUGGAAUGACCACCUUGGAUUUGUCACGACCUGCCCUAGUAAUCUGGGUACUGCCCUGCGAGCUAGUGUUUUCAUUAAACUUCCCAGGCUCUCACAAGAUCCAAGAUUUCCUGCCAUUGUGAAAAAACUGGGCUUACACAAACGUGCUGUUCCGGAGCUGCAGAAUUCCGGUGUUUAUGAUAUGUCUAAUGUGGAUCGUUUAGGGAUAUCUGAGGUUGAUUCAAUUCAGCAGGUGAUUGAUAGCUCCAACUUACUUAUCCGAAUGGAAAAGCGACUGAAAAGUGACCGCACUAUUGACCAUUUGAUUCCCAGCUGAUUUCAGAAUUACUCAUUGUAACGCUACCAUUGUGAUAUUUUCAUUCUUUUAAGAGUUUUAUCGUUAUGUGAUAUUGAGAUACUUACUGCACAGAUUGGGAGUUUCGUCUGACUGUUUGUUCAUGCAGGUGUUCUUGGUUAAACGGAGUGAUUUCUCAGUAUGAAGUCUUUAACAGUUUAACCGUACAUACGCGCGCGUAUAAUUGUGACAAAAUGGAUUAAAUCAUUAG